UUGUAUCCAUUAUGUUUUCAUUGCCUCAGUACUUUGCCAUGUUGUGCCUCACUCUGAGCAAGGCCGCGGUUGCUGAAUCUUUGUGGGAUGGUGAGACGCAGGACUUUUGGGAGUUGUGCAAGUCAUGUACUUCAAACAGACGUGUAUUCUGCUUUACGACUGGAACAUGUCUUGAUCUGGACAUAGAUGCACCGUCAGAAGCACUUUGGAGUGCCUGCAUGAACCCGCUCUUGAUUCCAGAUUCGUGCAGAACGAAGGGCAUACACCCGCCAGGGACAUCUCGCGAGGCCAAGGCUGGGAAGACACACAGACCCGGACAAAGCCUAGAAAAGGCCUGGACAAGGUGGGGAAGAAAAGGCCUGCGACGCGACAUAUUCGGACAAGGACAACGCCCAGGCCCAAGCGUGGACAUACAGACCCGGAUGGCCACGGCGUGGCCAAACAGACCCAGACAAGGGCUGGACAUAUCCGGGCAAGGCGGGGCGCGGCCAAGCGUGGACAAACCUGAAUAAGGCCUGCGCAAGGACCUUUAGACACCCCGGCCAAGGCGGAGAAGAAAGGACAAGGCCUGGACAAGGCGGAGAAGAAAGGGCUAAUGGCAG
Messenger RNA from Durusdinium trenchii, 602 nucleotides. NCBI's taxonomy places the organism in Eukaryota, Dinophyceae, Suessiales, Symbiodiniaceae. The record is from the annotation of a GenBank genome assembly.